UACUGUAAAUAUAUGAUAAAUACUAGACACUUUUGUAUAUUCGCCGCGGUAUGCAAACAUCUAUAUUUUGAUACAAAGCAUUAUUUCGUAUUAUUAUCUCACUCUCUUGCAUGCAUCAAUCAAAAAUUUUAAAUUAUCAUGUAAUCAAGUAGACAGUAUGUUAAAACAAACAUGUAAGUAUUAUAUUCGAGCUAUAGAUGGCACUAAAAAGAAGUAAAAAGAAAGCCAAUUAGAUAAUUGUCAUCAUUGUAAAAUUUUAUUAAAAACAAUAUGGACAUAUAUUGAUAUUGUUAAAUUGAUAAGGUUUUCUUUUGCUGCGUAUUAUCAUGCAAUUGAUCUAUUAUAAUUGCUAACUUCGUUGUGAUAAUUAAUCAAGCAGGAUUAUCUAUCGAGCAAUAUAGGAAAGCACAAAAAUCAUGCACCGUGUGACUCCAACUUUAGGCUAAAACUUAAUGUAAAAUAGCAAAAUGAAAAUAGUUAUUGUUGGCGGUGGAGUUGUUGGAUUAACAACAGCUAGAUUUAUACAAAUGGGAUACUUUCGUAAUGCUGAUAUAACGGUCUUGGCCUCGGAUUUUGAUGAUAUUGUCAGUCACGUUGCUGCAGGAAUUUUCAGAGUUGGUGCUUCAUUUUGCGGUCCAAGUGAGAUGAUGACAAGGUAUACAUAAAAAAAAAAGCAAACGACUAUAAAAACAAUUACAAAGAAUCAAAAGCCAAUAACUGAUAUCUCUGGAUAUAUAUUUGCUAAUUCAUCUCGAAAUGUUGUUAAGAAUCAUUGGCUUGAAGGCGUCGUACCUGUGUAUAGAAACGCAACUGAAGAAGAAUUUGAAUUAAUUGAGGGCAAUUGGAAGUAUGGGUCGUAUUUGUCAACCCUUCUGACACAAGGAAAUUUAUAUGUUCCAUGGAUUAAAUAUCGAUUGCUGUCAGAGGGAAUUACAUUCAAAAAAGGAAAAGUGAAUUCUUUCAAAGAACUUAUUGACGAUUACGAUAUCAUAAUAAAUUGCACAGGACUUGGAGCACGUAAAUUAUGCGACGACAAACGUCUUGUUUCUCUGCGUGGUCAAGUGCUUAAAGUAAAGGCACCGUGGAUCAAAACUUUCUUUUAUGGCGAGUUGGAUACUUACAUCAUACCAGGCUUUAACAAUGUGGUUACUUUAGGUGGAUCAAGAAACUUCGAUUCUGAAAAUCUAAAAUUAUGUCCACAUGAAUCUGUAGCGAUUCGCGAAAGAUGUGAGAUGCUAGUCCCAUCUUUGAAAAGUGCAAAACUCAUACGACAAGAAGUCGGUUUGCGACCACAUCGAGAAGGUGGUGUCAGAGUCGGAGAAGGGCAACGAAUUAGUGAACGUUCCAAUACUAUGAUUAUACAUAAUUAUGGACAUGGUGGUUAUGGAAUUUGUAUGGCACCUGGCACUGCUAUAACAGCUGUGGAUGCAACCAUCAAACUUUACAAAUCUACUAGUUCUAAAAUAUAAAUUACUGUAAAUUAUGUAAAUUAUACAUCUAUGGUAAAUGUUUAAGUUUUUCGUCCUCCCCUCCAAAUCUCCUAAAUAAUUAUCUAUUUUUUUAUUAUAAA
Pogonomyrmex barbatus (red harvester ant) is the source of this 1570-nucleotide messenger RNA. RefSeq names its product D-amino acid oxidase 1 (gene Daao1). Gene Ontology annotation, cellular component: cytoplasm. NCBI's taxonomy places the organism in Eukaryota, Metazoa, Arthropoda, Insecta, Hymenoptera, Formicidae. The record is from RefSeq and is a predicted model, not a curated record. Gene Ontology annotation, molecular function: FAD binding; D-amino-acid oxidase activity. Gene Ontology annotation, biological process: D-amino acid catabolic process.